UGACACAUGUGUGCAGUUCUCCCAGAUCUACCCUGUAGUCUGCAUACCCUCCAGCUUCUUUAUCGGAGAAAAUGGGAUUCCUCUGGAGGUUAUAGCUGGAUGUGUGUCUCCUGAUGAGCUGUUGCAGAGAAUCAACAAUGUUCAGCAGAUGCACAUUCAGGAACUUGGCAAUGCUAGAGCUGUAACAGAACCCAGUAAUCCUACUGAGACCACCCCACCUGCUACAGUACCAGCCUCAACCCUCGAUGGGCCUGCUGGGUCAGAAACAGCAGCCAGUGAGCCUGGAACCAAACCAUGCACGGUAACAGGAUCCGUCUCAAGUAAUGUGGAUGAUGGCAGGUUUUCAAACACUCCAGCAGCAUCUUCAGACCAGGCUGCUCAGGUGGAAGAAAACCUGGAUUCUAAAGUAGAAAGAUUGACUAAGAAGUUGGAAGAGAAACGGGAGCAAAGGAAGAAAGGAGAAGAGGAGAAUGAAAUAAAAAAAGAAAUGGAGCGCAGGAAGAUGGGGAAAAUUGUACAAGAUUUUAAGAGGAAACAGGAAGAGGAGAACAACAAGCGACUUCUGGAGGAAAGGAACAGAGAAAAAGCAGAGGAGAAGGCUGCCAAGGAGCGUGUUAGGCAGCAGAUUGCCAUGGACCGGGCUGACAGAGUUGCCCGCUAUGCCAAAACCCAGGAAGAUGAGAAGGCUGCCAAGCAGGCCCUUCUGCAGUCCAGACAGGCCGAGCAGGAACCAAAUAAGGAGCCAGUGCUCAGAGAGAGGAGUACCAUUACAAGGAUACAGUUCAGACUCCCAGACGGUUCAUCCUUCACCAACCAGUUCUCCUCACAAAGCAGACUACAGGAGGCUUGGGACUUUGCUGCUGAGACGGUGGGAAAUCGUUAUGGUAACUUCGCAUUAGCAACAAUGUUUCCUCGGCGUGAGUUCACAAAUGAAGACAUGAACCAGUCUCUGCUAGACCUGGAACUGACUCCAAGUGCUUCCUUUGUACUCCUGCCACAUUCAGGAAGAUCUACUAACUCAGUGGUCCAGUCGUCUGGGGGUGGUAUUUGGACUGCUCUGGGAACAAUCCUCUUCCCUCUGUUAGCUGUAUGGAGAUUCCUCAGUUCCUUCUUUGUAACCCCAACCUCCUCUGCAUCAGAAUCCAGAAACGCUGGCCAGCUUUUAAACUCUCAAACCAGCUCAGAUUCAUCCUCAGCCAAAGCUAAGAGAGAAAUUCCCUCAAAACACAGUUUGGAGAAUCGUCCCAGGGACUUCAAGAAAGAUGGUAAAAUCUGCCGGCUUCGCACUCAAGACGACGAGGAUGACAACAACACCUGGAAUGGGAACUCCACCCAACAGAUGUAGUUUACUGGGCAUGAAGAGCUCUUCCCUCACCUGGGUCUUAAUUAAUUUUACCUAACAAGCUUCUAAUGAAUUUAAAGCUGAAUGUUCUGUUUUCUUUUUCAGCUACAAUGUUCAGUCUCUGUCGACCUGGAUUGGAGGGGGAGGUUAAAUAUUAUCAAACUAAAUUCUUUUGAACUUAAGAUAAACGGUAAUGUGUCGAUUAUAACAUGGUUCUGUCUCCUGAAUCAGGAYCAUAUUGGAACAAAAAUCCCAAGAUUUUAACCCAUCAUUUAUGAUUUUGCUUAUAGUUUGAAGAAAUCUAAGGGAUAUGUUUAUAACAACCAGUUCCUUUACCAGAUCAGACUGACAGGAAAAGCGUUUUUGGGUUAUCUUCAAAUCUUUUUUGGGCCUAAUGUUCCAUGAUGAUACUGCAUUUUGAAUUGACAGUAAUUUAUGGUGAUUACCUUACUAGAAUUAUUCUUUUAAAUGUACAAAAUAUUUGGUAAAAUAGCUUGCUUUUGACCGAUGACCRUACUUGUGUUGGUGUUGGAUUGAUUGACUAUUUAUUAUGGUUACAAUGAGUGACAAAUGUAGUUUUCUUCAUUCAGCAAUAAGAAAUAAAGCAUUUUGUUUCCAAAUA
Molecule: messenger RNA, 1964 nt
Organism: Austrofundulus limnaeus
Lineage: Eukaryota; Metazoa; Chordata; Actinopteri; Cyprinodontiformes; Rivulidae
Gene: ubxn4
Product: UBX domain protein 4
Biological process (GO): ERAD pathway
Cellular component (GO): endoplasmic reticulum
Molecular function (GO): protein binding
Source: RefSeq, a predicted model, not a curated record